Hyposmocoma kahamanoa is the source of this 2680-nucleotide messenger RNA. Its product is annotated as rho GTPase-activating protein 11A-like. The record is from RefSeq and is a predicted model, not a curated record. NCBI's taxonomy places the organism in Eukaryota, Metazoa, Arthropoda, Insecta, Lepidoptera, Cosmopterigidae. The transcript has 8 exons. Gene Ontology annotation, biological process: signal transduction. Bases 1 to 2502 code for a protein of 833 amino acids.
AUGUUGAUAUCCGAUGGCAUAAACCAUGGAAAACUGCAAGCUAUUAUCGUUGGAGAAUUGAAAAAAGCCGGUUUGAAACACCGUUUAAAGAAAAUAAUUAUGAAAAAUGUAAAAGAGCACAAGACUGUAUUCGGAGCGCCGUUAGCUAAGGUCCCAUCGUGCAGUGUUAUUUGUUGUGGUAGCACAUUGAGUGUUCCUAUUAUUGUCAGUGAGAUGUCUUCAGUCCUAAGAGCAAACGCCCGAAUUGAAGGUUUAUUCCGUAAAGCUGGCUCUCAAACACGCCAAAAAGAUAUCAAGCGCUUACUGGAUGCAGGUGGUUGUGUUUCUGAAGGUCACCAUUCUAUUGACGUGGCAAGCGUCCUGAAACAGUACCUGCGGUGUCUCCCCGAGCCUCUUAUUAGCGCUGAAGUGCAAGAUCUGCUGCUCCGAUGCAGACUUACAGCUGGGGAUGACGCCCUAAAGCCUAUUCUUCGUACAUUGUUGCUGCUGCCUGUUUUACAUGUUCAUCUUUUGCAUUACAUCAUGGAGCUGUUGAAUUUCAUAGCAUCACACCACAAGGAGAACCUGAUGGAUACUUCAAAUCUGGCCAUUGUUAUGGCACCUAGCAUCAUGCCACUGCCAGCUGCAUCCUCAGCGCCACGAUUGGAGCAUCACGUAGCUCUUGUGAAGAUAUUUAUCGAAAACUCGAAACUUAUAGGACUGUUAACAGACGAUCUCAUGAGCCAACUUGACGAUGAUUCCGACGUUUAUCUCACAAGGAGGAAGAAGAGACGAAGUGGGUCUUUUAAUCGUAUGCUGAGUGGUUUACGCAAGAUGGUAUCAGGCAACGUGAAUACGCCAGCAACAGUUCGCGAAAGUGGAAAGACUCCUAUUCUCAGCAAGUCCGCCUCGAAACGCAAGUUCGACAGCUACGAUGGUCUUUCAGCAAAAGCAAAGAAAGAAAUAACCAACAAUCUACCACAGAAAGAACUGACUUUUACGCCAAUAAAAAUGGGUCUGGAAAGAAAGCGGCUACGACUUAGCUUAAUGGACGCAAGGAGUACACCAAUAAUUAAUUCAGAUUUCAGUUCGCACAAAAGUUCGGAAACUAGCAUCAGUAGUGAAGACUUGCUUACUUCCUCUGAACAUUUAUUCAGUGCUCACGACACUAUAGACUUAUCGCCGGAUAUGAAGCAACCAAAUAAGGAUUAUGUUCGUAUUUCUAAGCAAGAAUACGAAGAAAUCAAAAGCAGAGUUUCAGCUAUAGAGAACAGACUUUCGAGGGAAUUUACAGACGUUAUACCAAAGGUACAGCCUUUCCAGCAAGUGCAAAAUGUGUACGAGCAAACUUUAGAGGAAGUUGCAAUGCUAAGUUAUCCUAACUCUGAUCAACUGGCUCGGCGAUUGAGCAAAGAACUGAAAAUUCGACCAGAUGAACAAGCGAAGAUUAUUCGAUCGCCAAGUGCAAGAAAAAUUGGCUCAAUAAGGCGGAGAUCUAAAGAGAACAUAACUAAAAUCGUUAGACACAAGUCCUGGAAUGUGUCUUCACAGUCACAAAAUAAUGCAGAUCGAUUCUACCCAUACAUAGGACUAACGCGUGACAGAACACACACCGCAAAGCCGGAGUUAGUGGUUACAAAGAUGCUGAACUCCGAUUGGGACACGUCGGUCUCCGAAAAUUCCUUGAACAAUGUGUCAGAUGCUAGUCAAAAAUAUCGUUUGCGGAAAAGAUCAAGUCUUGCUUCUGAUUAUAAUCUCAAUAAAACUAUUGGUAAAGCACGGAGAUCUCUGAACAUAACUAAUAAUAAUGGUUGGGAGACAUCAGCAUCUGAAAGCUCUAUGAAUAAUACCUCAACUUCUGGAAUGUAUAAAAAUUGUAAGAAGAGUCUAUCUCCAGCACAGCCGAAGUGGCGUAGUGCUGCUGCAUUUUUCAUGGAGAAAACUGGCGAAAUGGACAGUUCUGGCCAAACGGGUCGUCCUUCGGUCAACAAGUUACGUAGUCAGAACGCUGGAGCUGUUCUUGCGAAAGCUAAACUCUUUGAAUCUAGUUCCGAUAAGUCUUCCGAGAGGAAUGAAAAACCGGCAAAUACUGGUUUUGCAAGACGUCCUAGAAUUAAUGGCCCACAACCUGUCAGACCACAGAAGAAUGUAGCUUAUGUUAAACCCAAGAUUCAAGUUACCAGUGAUGAAGUGGCACCUCGAAUACCUAUGCGAAUCAAUAGAACUAUUGAGGCAGCUCCAAUGGUGCCGUUGAGACCGUCUCAUAGAGAUGGCCUGGAUCUUUUGAAGAAUAGUAGACUUAAGACUACACCACCUAUCAAGAAAGUCUCAUCUCCUUACAACAUUGUGAAAACACCCCAAACACCAGCUCUGAAAAAGCCGUUGUGUACGGCAAGAACAUUACGCACGCCAGCACAGAAUACGGAUUACAGGAAACCAAAUACUCCACUUAAAGCCGUACAUGUUUCUCCCAGAAGGCGAUCUCCAAGACAAAAGUUACUAAGAUACAAUCUACCUAAUUAAUUAUUUUGAACCUUAAUUUUAAAUAAGACGUAAAUAACUUUUACUAAAGGAAAUUUAAUUAUAGAUAAAAAAAUGUUAUUGCAGAAACGCUCAAUUAAAAUUAGUACAAGUAAAAUUAGUAUAUGUAAAUGUGAUUUAACAAAUCAGUUGCCAUGUUGUAAAUAGUGAAUUAUUUUUG